This is a messenger RNA of Cornus florida, 1754 nucleotides long. Its product is annotated as dof zinc finger protein DOF5.7-like. Gene Ontology annotation, biological process: regulation of DNA-templated transcription. Bases 366 to 1418 code for a protein of 350 amino acids. The transcript has a single exon. Gene Ontology annotation, molecular function: DNA binding; DNA-binding transcription factor activity. The record is from RefSeq and is a predicted model, not a curated record. NCBI's taxonomy places the organism in Eukaryota, Viridiplantae, Streptophyta, Magnoliopsida, Cornales, Cornaceae.
CUAGUGAGAUCUGCCCCCCUCCCUCUUCUCUCUCUCUAGCUAUCCCUUGUUGCUUUAUUUAUUCUAUCAGAUCUAUAAUCUAUAAACGCAGCUUAUUUUCCUACAUGCCAAGUUCCUUCUUGAUAAAGAUCACAAGAACCCAUCAACAUCCCUCCAAUAUCUUUCAAACCCAUGCAUGAAACCAUUGAAUUGAGCAUCUUUGCCUCUGCAAAAGGAAACUGAACUACCCCAGACAAUACCAACAACUUAUUUUCUCUAUCCCCCACCUCUCUCUCUCUCUAUAUAUACAUAUAUAUAUAUAUAUAUAUUUUUCUUUAGGGUUUUGUUUGGAUCAUAGUUGUCCAGAUAGAGAGUCUAGUCUAUAUAUGAUGUCCCCAGAUAAUUUUCCGGCAAAGCCGGCCUCAAAGGAUGAAAGCCAAAGCUCCGGUGGUAGCCGAAAAUCAACGUUGAUGAGGCCACCAGAACAAGUCCUCAAGUGCCCUAGAUGUGAUUCACCAAACACAAAAUUCUGCUACUACAACAAUUACAGCCUCUCUCAGCCAAGGCAUUUCUGCAAGACAUGUAGAAGGUACUGGACAAAAGGAGGAGCUCUGCGCAACGUUCCCAUAGGCGGUGGCUGCCGGAAAAACAAGAAGACCAAAUCAUCCUCCAAGCUCUCCGGCGACCCCACCGACUCCGGUGCAUCUUCAGAUUUCGGUACUGGAUUGAAGUUCUUCCCAGCUGGUCUCUCUCCUCAUGCCAUGGACUUCCAGCUAGGUGGUCUCUCUUUCCCUAGACUCCAUCACUCUUCCAUAACUGGUACUGGUUUUAAUUAUAACCAGUUUUCUUCAUUUGGGGACAUUUCUUCAACUACUACUCAUGCACUCCCACUCAGUCCUUGUUUUGGUAACAUCGAUUCCUCAGCAACUUCUGGUCCUCUCAUGGGCUUCAAUUUUCCUCUAUCUUCUGUACUGAAACAACAACCAGAUCAGCAAGAACAUAUGGGUGGUGGCUCCAUGAAUGUUCAUAGUAGUCUUGCAUCUUCUAUAGAGUCCUUGAGUUCAAUCAACCAAGACCUGCACUUGAAGCUUCAGCAACAACGAUUGGCCAUGCUUUUUGGUGGAGAGAAUCAGAAAGAGAGCAGUGUUUCUUCUGUUCCUCUCGAAAAUCAGUCUCAAAAGCCACAAUCCAUUUCGUUUCACAACCUAGAGAUUUCAUCAAAGCCUGAUCAGGUUUGUGGGGUUGGUAAUUCAGGAAAAGAAAGUACUGCACCAACUGUUAAUCAUAUAGCAGCAACUGAGUGGUUCUUUGACAACUCUUAUGCACCACUGAACCCCAAUCCAAACAACGCCAACGUCAAUGGCGGAAAUGAAAGCUCAAGCAACUGGAAUGGGAUUCAAGUAUGGAAUGACUUGAAUCAAUACAAUGCAUUGCCAUAGUUUAAGGAGGAUCGAGAUCGAGGUAGAUAGACCUAAGGUCUUUUGCUAGCAAAGAAACACGAAGUAUAUGAAAAUAUAUGAUAGAAUCAUCCAUACCCAUAUUAGAUGUAACUUUUGUUCUUAGAUGUUGUUGUAUGCAGGUAUACAACAUGAAGUUGGGGAAAAAAAUUUAUGUUAAUUUUCUUUUCUGCUGUUGGAUUUUGAAUUAGUAAUAUUAUGCAGAUCAAAACAGUACUAGUUAUUAAUGUUGUUAUUGUUGAUGAUGCUGAUGGAUCAACAUGACUAUUAAUUGUUGUUUAUGCAAGAAUCCCAAAUAUGUAACGGUAGUUUGGAAUA